GUGUUCCCGGGCACGCUGUAUCGACGAUAGGGCAGCUGCUCUGUGUUCAAAGUAGCAUACUCACAGUGUACCACUAGCUUUCGUCCGUCGGACGACGUCCCGCUGCAUCUUGACGACCGAGGAGGAGGUUCCGUCCCCCCAACUUUCUCAUUCGAGAUGUUUUGAGAGCAAUUUAACUUGGACUCCGGUCGGUCGCCCGAAGGGUGGGCCGCCGCGGGUCGGCGGAAUAAGAGCGGUGUCGCGCGAUGCGCGAAUCCGCCGUGGAGUCAUCGCCACGUGACCGGGCGAAUUAUUAGCGGAGCGACGUGAUCGGUUUUCCCCGACACACGUCUGCCCCGUCGGCCGGCUCCUCGACGACCAAGGUCGCCGCGCGGUUAUGCUGGUGGCGUCGCUGCAGGUGGCCGCCAGCAAAUGCUGUCAUGCUGCUGCCAUGCCAGCCGGCGGCCCGGAGCCGGCCGCUGGUCGCGAGGACUCCGAUCGGACCCAAGCGUCCUGCUUGCCGCUCCUGCGUAGGACUCGCCCUGUUGAUCGCCCUGCUAAGCCUGACCGGCGACGGCCGCGCCGCCUCUCAGCCUACGACCCGCUACGCUUCGCGUAUCGUCGAGACGAAGAGCGGACAGAUACGUGGAAUACUUCAGGAACUGAACAGCCGGCACUUGGACCCCGUGGAAGUGUUUCGCGGUAUACCUUACGCCGCGCCCCCGGUGGGAGACUUAAGAUUUCGCGCCCCGAUCUCGCCGAUACCCUGGAACAGCGUCAAGCUGGCGGACACCUUCGGCGCGGUGUGUCCGCAAAACUAUCCGGACAUCGCCAAUGACACCGCGGCGCUCUUGCAGAUGCCGCUCGGCAGGUAUCAGCAGCUUAAGAAGAUGAUCGCCUUCUUGACGAAUCAGAGCGAGGACUGCCUUUUUCUCAACUUGUAUAUACCCGGAAGCGGAUCUCGAGGACUGGAGGCGCCGUACGCGGUGAUGGUGUACGUUCACGGUGAAAGUUUCGAAUGGGGAUCGGGUAACUUGUACGACGGAUCGGUCCUGGCGAGCGCCGGCCACGUCAUAGUGAUCACGCUCAACUAUCGUCUCGGCAUCUUAGGAUUCCUGAGGACCCGUCCGUUCCCCGACAGGACCAGCGGAUCCGGCGGGAAUCUGGCGUUGAAGGACAUCACGAUGGCACUCCGCUGGGUGCGCGAAAACAUCGGCGCCUUCGGCGGCGAUCCAACGCGGAUUACUAUAAUGGGCCAUGAUACCGGAGCCGCGCUGGUGAAUCUGCUGUUGCUCGCGCCCUACAGCAAAGGAUUAUUUCACCGAGUGGUGCUGUCGAGCGGCUCGGCGCUAAGUCCUUGGGCCUCGGUACACGAUCCGAACGAUCUCAGGACGAAGAUCGGCGAGCAAAUAGGCUGCUCUACCGAAGGUGAUGAGGAUAUCGCCGACUGCCUUCGAGGAGUGCCACUGGAGGCCCUAAUGGACGUGCAGCUUCCGGAGAUCAGAUUCGUGCCGCGCGUAGGACCGGGUUUGCCGGUGGACCAAAAUAAUCCCGACCCGGGCAUGGACAUGGAGCGGGCGAGCGACGCAUUCAUCAAGGUGCCGCUGAUCCUGGGCGUCUCCACGACCGAGUCGAACCUCGAUUUCAACGCCAACGACAUUCAGUUCGGUUUCGAGGAGGAUCACCGGAACCGUAUUCUGCGCACCUUCAUCCGCAACGCCUACGUCUACCAUCUGAACGAGAUCUUCUCGGCGGUGAGGAACGAGUACACGGACUGGGAUAAGCCGGUGCUUCAUCCCAUCAUAAUAAGGGACUCGACGAUGGAGGCGUUGAGCGAUGGCCACACGGUAGCGCCGCUCAUGAGAAUCGCCUUCUAUCACGCGAGAAGGGGCGCCAAGACGUACUUCUAUCACUUCAAUCAUCAGUCCAAGGACAGCGGUUAUCUGCAGCGACUGGGGAGCGUGCGUGGCGAGGACAUACCGUACAUUUUCGGGCUGCCGUUGGUGGCAGGCGGGGCUUUCUUCCCGCGGAAUUAUUCCCGACAAGAUCAGGGCGUUGCGGAGGCCGUCCUCACCUUCUUCACCAAUUUCGCCAAGACCGGCAACCCGAACGAGCCGCACAAGAUCGAAUCGGUCGACUACGGCACACCGAAGGAGAAGACGCGAUUCCGCGGUCUCACGUGGGAACAAUACGAGACAGGCUCUCAGCAGUAUCUCACGAUAGCGUUGAAGCCCAAAAUGAAGAGCCACUAUCGCGGCCACAAAAUGGCGGUGUGGCUUAAUCUGAUACCGCAGCUGCAUCGUCCCGGCGACGACGACGUUUCCAUGCGGCAUCACCACUUCAGGGAACGCGGUGACCACUAUUACGCAGGCCCGGUGCGAGACGAAUGGUACACGCCGCUGCCGCUGACAGGCACGACCCGGACGAGCGCAUCCUCGACCACCGCUUGCAGCACGUCGACGGGCGACGAGAGCCUCGCCGAGGACAUCACGCCGAUCCUGGACGACUCCGAGGACGACGCCGAGCUGCUGCAGCGGCUGGCCUCGCGCCACUACUACAGCACCACAACUGCCCUGGCGAUCACCGUCGGCGUCGGUUGCGUCCUCCUUGUGCUGAACAUGCUGAUCUUCGCCGGGAUCUAUUACCAACGGGACCGGGACAAGAAACGCGCCGCCAUGGACUGCAGGCCGAACGGCCAGGAAUCAUUACCGCUGACCACCAGGUCGUCCAUCAAGUCAGCGGAGAACCCGAAACCGGCGCAGGAACCCCCGCCGUCGUACACGACCUUGGCGAGGAGCCCGUCGCUCCAGGAGCAGCAGCAGCAGUUCGCGCAGGAGGUUCAGGACAACGGCGAGCAGUCGCGGAAAGAGAUGCGCCACGGGACCACCAUCCACAAGGACCCGGUGCCGCCGAAGCCGCCCGCUCGCACCACCAGCUCACUCAGCACCUCCAACACCACCAACACCAUCAAGAAGCGCGUGCAGAUACAAGAGAUAUCCGUAUAGCAUUAGGGGUUGCCCCCGGAGGGCAACAACUCGCGGACGAAGCGGGUGACCUUCGUGGACGCGCGGGCCACCGCCGAGUCCAGGUUCUGAUCGCGACGGUCAGCUGGAAUUUUCGGUCCGGCGCGGGACUUCCUCCGCGAGGUGCGUCGUGUAUCGCACGAACUGACGAGUCGACCUGAUGACGACGGAACGCUGACGCAGCAGCCGCUCGCUAGCGAGAACGAUAGUCUACGGUAGGUGCAGCAAGUCUUUCGCUCUCAGCGAAACGGAAUGUAACGUAACAAAAGCGCUGUGAUAACGCUUAACCUAAGUUGGCAGCACCCUAAGGCUCGCGUUGCAUCCCCUUUGUCUGACGAGGUCAGAAGCGAGGAAGGGGUGCAAAAUUCCUGCGAAAUACGUUGAAAUGAAAAUAUCUGUCCGUAAAACGACUGCGGUCGAUCGCAUGCAGAUUUGUAAGACAAUUAAGAAAAACUUCCCUUUUAAUUUCAUUUAUUCAUUCAUUCCCGCUUAACGUGAAGAAGAAGACCUUUUGGUAUCAGGACGGAGGAGAAGUUACACGAAAGAAUACAAAAUAUAAAAACUAAGACGUCCUAAAACGUUUCAAGAACGUCUUUGAGACGUCUUUUAGACAUAAUAGACUCUUACUUCAAUGUUUUCCGCAAGAAUUUUCGGGCGUGCGUUUCCUCGCUUCUGACGUCAUUAAUCAAGAUAGCUGCGGCGAGCAGACGGGAGCCUUAGGAACUGCGACGUCUGGUAACACCGGUGACGUUUUUGAAAUUACGUUACAAUUCAGAGCAAAAGGCUUUGCUGCAACUAUUGUAGAUACGGACUUGACGCGCAGCACAGCGCCGGCCAUGUGGCUGACCGUAACGCGUCCACGCCACUGGUCUGAACUGCCGAGCCGGCUUACCGUGUCCGACCGUUACUACUUAAGAGACAUUGUGGAUGGUUCUUUCUACCGAUAAAAACGUAAGAUUGCACGUGACUGUUGCCGCUGAUCCAAGACGUGGAUUGUACGUAGUCGUUACUUAUAAGAUCGUCGGUUUUCGGGGAGGGGGGACUCAUACGUUAAUAAAACACGCUACACCGGACGUGUUCGAGAUGCCUCCCUAUUCUUCAUUCGGGGAUCAUUAUUGCGGGGACAUAUCGAAGGUAUCGAUGCUGCGGCGUCUCUCAGCCGUUUCAUCCGCCGCUGCUACAGUUCUCUUGUGAGGACGGCGGAAAAUUGGUGGCCUUAAGUAUUGUUACGGCACGUGAAGAAGAAAAGAGGGAAGAGAAGAGGCAUCUCGAUUCGUCUUCGACGGCGCGAAGAAAGGCGCACAGUGGGACGAGUUUGCUAUUUCUUUUUGCUUUUUCUUCAAUAUUCAAUAUCUCCGUAAAUAGAUUUUGACAAUGGGUAUAAUGAACAUUGAUGUGUGCUAAAAUAAUAUCUUUUUUGGUUUACUUUCGAUAGAAUGAAUCUUAUAUCUUGAUAACAUGUAACGUUUAAUAACGCAAAAUUUUCAGUUUCCUCUUUUCUUCAGAGAAUUUCAUUAUUUAAAAUCAAAUACCUCUGGUAAAAAGAAUAUGUAACAUAUAUAAUAUUAGCGUAUUAUGAAAUCUUACUUUUAACCCAGUGAGACAGCAAAAAAUUAUUAAUGGAAAACUUUUGCAACGAUAUUUAAUAACUUGUAACAUUUUUUUAAUACACAACCUUGUAUCAACGUCAUUACGAUAACUUCAGCACUUCGAUAUUUCUAAAACACUUUUACAAUAUUCGAUCUAUCAUGUUAUUUGGUAAUGUUUUUGAAAUAUUUUUAGAAUAUCAAUUAAAAGCGUUCAAGAGAUACGCAAAAUCAACAUUUCAAGAUGUUGAUUUAACGUUCUUUGUUUACUGGGAAUCUAACAAGAGAUUUAAAGCAUUUGGUUACCUUGGGAACAUUGGCAUUUUAUGGUAAAAUUAUCGUCUAAUAAUCUAUAAUAUGUACUCUUCCGAGAUUAUUCCAUUUCAAGUGGUUUUAGUAA
Molecule: messenger RNA, 4988 nt
Organism: Dinoponera quadriceps
Lineage: Eukaryota; Metazoa; Arthropoda; Insecta; Hymenoptera; Formicidae
Gene: NLG-5
Product: neuroligin-2-like
Exons: 10
Coding region: 420-2984 (854 amino acids)
Biological process (GO): synaptic vesicle endocytosis; neuron cell-cell adhesion; postsynaptic membrane assembly
Cellular component (GO): synapse; cell surface; postsynaptic membrane
Molecular function (GO): neurexin family protein binding; signaling receptor activity
Source: RefSeq, a predicted model, not a curated record